Molecule: messenger RNA, 3908 nt
Organism: Labrus mixtus (cuckoo wrasse)
Lineage: Eukaryota; Metazoa; Chordata; Actinopteri; Labriformes; Labridae
Gene: bpnt2
Product: 3'(2'), 5'-bisphosphate nucleotidase 2
Exons: 8
Coding region: 358-1413 (351 amino acids)
Biological process (GO): phosphatidylinositol phosphate biosynthetic process
Cellular component (GO): endomembrane system
Molecular function (GO): 3'-nucleotidase activity
Source: RefSeq, a predicted model, not a curated record
GAGAAGUGUGCCAGCCUGUGACCUCUGCUGUGUACGUAUCGCGUUAGAAAGGAAAGAUGACUGAACAGAGAUGUGAUUGUUCCGCUUUGCCCUCGACAGCAGUGAACACUUUGCUUUUUUCAACGAGUUAACAGCGACAACAAGGACCAGAGCCUCCGACAUGUCUUUAGAAACAGUCUGUAAGUCGCUGUGUUUCCAUGGUUUUCUCGCAGGAUGCUAAACGACUCUACCACUAAUAUAACAUUAGCUUCAACAUAUAACGGUAUCUUAUCUCUUUAGUUUUUUUUGCGUGCACCUUUUUGUUGCUCUCGCUUUGCCGUGUGUUGUUCCUGAUAAUCCUCUAAAACGUAGACAGUAAUGGCUCCGAUGGGCAUCCGGCUGUCUCCGCUCGGUGUGGCGGUGUUCUGCCUGCUGGGAGUCGGUGUCAUCUACCACCUGUACUCAGGAGUCAUCUCCAGCCGCCUGGCUGCUUUCAGAGCAGACUCCUCUUUCCUCGUCAGACAGAAGAGGACCGUGGACCUGAGGGACCUGCUGGCUGUCUGUGUGGAGGCUGCAGUAUUAGGCGGUAAAGAGGUGAAGACUGUGCGUGAGGAAAACAACCUGAACGAGAAGUCGAAGGGCGAGACGAGGGAGGGAGCCAGCGAGCCUCUGACUUUGGGAGACCUGCAGUCCCACAGAAAAAUGUUCAACCUCAUAAAGAACACAUUCCCUGAAAUCACGGUGAACAGUGAGGAGCAUGACAACGUGGUGGAUAAGGUGACCUGGAGUCGAGACAUCCCAGCGGACAUACUAGACAAGAUAGAGGGCGGCAAGGAAGCUACUCCUGAGAGCAUCACUGUGUGGAUCGACCCUCUGGAUGCUACGCAAGAGUAUACAGAAAAUCUGGUGAAGUUUGUGACUACAAUGGUGUGUGUUGCUGUGGAUGGUAAACCAAAGAUUGGGGUGAUACACCAGCCGUUCUCUGGGUUCACAGCCUGGGCACUUGUAGGUGAGGGGUCAAACAUGCGUGCUCGGUCCUCCUACAGUAUCAGCCCUCCAAAGGUGAUCGUUUCACGCUCCCACUCUGGAAAAGUCAAAAGUUAUAUCCAGGAUGCUUUUGGAAACAGCACCACGGUGAUACCAGCUGGUGGAGCAGGAUAUAAGGUCCUGUCACUUCUGGAGAUGCCUAUAAGUGAUGCAACUUCUACAGACCAGGCAGAUGUUUACAUCCACAUCACCUUCAUUAAGAAAUGGGACAUCUGUGCUGGUGCAGCACUCCUCAACGCACUGGGAGGCAGCAUGACGACCCUAAAGGGAGAAGACAUCGACUACAGUGAUACACCUCUGAACAAAGGAGGACUCGUGGCCAGUGUCGGUGUGGACCAUAAGGCUGUGCUGGAGAGAUUACCAAACUGGGACCCUGAAAAGCACUGAGAAACACAAAGCCAUUAGUAGACGGGUCACAGUGUGGUAAAGACAACAGAAGUCUGCAUGAUUUCAUUUCCUGGUGACACCAAAACCUCCACACUUCAGAUGGAUCUGAGUCACUGUCCCUUACAGAGACCACAAAGACUGUGUGGCUAACCAGGCUCUGAAUACACACGUCUAGACAUGUGUACAUAGUAAGGAGAAAUGCUCCAUCAUGCAUAAACACACAAACACAUGCUCACAGUGAUUACAAGAGAACUACUACCUGAGUCCCUUCACCUUCAGAAAACAGGAUGAAUCCACUGUGAAGAAAUCUGAGGAGCACAAUGCUGAACUGUACAACAAAAUCAUGGAGUGACCGAUCUCCUCGUCUUUCAUCUUCUUAAAGCCCGACUCCAUCACAAGCUCUUCCAGAGGAAAUACAAGAACAAGGUACACCGUGUUUUUCCAGACAGGCUGAGAGUCAUUGAACAUCUGCCUCGUUUGGUCUCAGCAGCCGGUGUAACAUGGUCUUACAUGCAAAAAAAAAAACAAUAACCCUGUUUACCAGCACCAGUAAAACCACCUCAGUUUACUCCACACCGUCUUCAGGUUUUCAUCUGAAGUGGAUUAGAGAUUCAUGUUUUUAUUAAUUUAACUUUGACAGAUCAAUAAACUGAAUCUUUGUCAUUAUUCAGAUAAAACCAGCUCAAACUAGAACGCUUUCCCAACAACCCAUUUUUACCUGAAAGCAGUGCCUGCUGGGUAAGGAGAUCAACGUGCUCUGACCAAACCAGAAGUUCGUUAGAGGGAAACACAAACAUUGAUCUGCUUACAUUGUCUUAAGUUUAUCCAACUCAAAAAACUACAAUAUGAAGUUCUAAAGAAGUAGUCCAAAGUGUUUGGCAAGAGGUCUGCUUUACUAAAGUACAUUUUUUUCUUAACUAUGUUGCGGCCAUGUGAAGCAAAAUAAAAAGUGUUUCUUCAAAAUUAAUAAAAGUGAAAUGAUUAAAGGGAAGAUGAAGGAAAAGUCCACUUUUUAAAUCUUUCAUCUCUCUUCCCUGAGACUCAUUUUUGUCCCGUUUAAAACUUUUCAGUGUGUGGAGUUGCUGUGAUUGGUGCUUCCCUUACUCUUCUGUUAUAAGAGGUCGUAAACACACAGACAUGAUAACUCCAGGGUGAGCCCAUCACAAUCAGGUGAAGUCAGAAUCAUUCAAAACCCGUCUGUCUGAUGGUGGUUUUCUUCUGUAACGUGUUGUAAAUAUGACGUUCACAGCUGUCACCUCUCUGCUACUGACAGUGCUCAUGGUUAAUGAUGGAGAAAGAGCUAACAUGUUCACUGAUGUGCUCCUGGAUCUGCCAUCUCAUAACUCAUGACUUUAUAACUAAACUCUAAGUCUGCCAAUGUGCAGUACAGGAGAAGGUAAAGAAGUGUGUAUCGUCAGUGUUUCAUCACCAAGAAGACGACAGAAGUUUAAAAGACUUACAGCUUGGAAAGAGUCACAUUGAAGACUGUCUGCAAUGAGAAACUCCCUGAGACUAUUUCUGUGAAUGAAUAUUGUGCCGUGCUUCAUCCAGACUCAUUUAAACUUUGGUACCAGUCACAUUUUGUUGGAGAAGAAGUGUACUUGUAUUUGCAUGGUUUUGAAUAUUCAUUCGUCUUUGCUCCUCUUAACAUUUCUCAAUCUGUGCGGAUGAUAUUCCUCGCUUGAUUAACCUGUUUCUGUCUUUUUAAAGGAACAUUUCCACAGACAACAGCUGUUAUGACUACAGUCUGGGUUUUCUUGUUGAUGUGAAGCCAUGUCUGAUGGUAAAGAAAAAACUACACCAGCAUAAUGUGAGCUCUUGUCCCUGUAUGAAGAAGAUACAGUUAAAGUGUGUUUCAUGUUUGCUUUUGUGUCAUUGAUAAGUGUGUGUAUAGAUAUAUAAAAACCUGUGUGUGUGGUGUCUGGAUGACAUGCUGCUGGUAUACUGAGAGCACAGCUUGACUCAGAGGAAGUACAGGUAACAGCGUUCAGUCUGCUGGAGGUUGGAUCUCUGUGUGCUACAUUUCUGUUUGAUGAUCUGAGUGCCUUUAAUCUGAACAACAUAGUCACAGGAUGGUAGUGUUAGCCACAACACUUAGCAGGGUUUCUGGUGUUGCUAUGGUAACACAGUGAUUGCUAUGCAGGGGUAUAACUGAUGUUUUGUUAUGAUACAUAAAAGAGAACGGGUGGAGGGAAAGAAAACAGCAUUUUAUCACGUAGGUGUCUGUUUAUAGGUCUAAUGCAUGUGUGAAGAAGUUCUAUAAAACGUUUUGUUUCUCAACAGAAAGAUGUGUGAAGUCUCAAACAUUUUCUAUAGCUUGAUGCUAAAUCUGUGAGGUACUUUUUUUAAUAUACAUCGUUGUCAACCGGUGGUGCAAAGAUGGUCGGCCUGACAACAGAUUCAGGUCAGGUUGUUAAAGGGGGCACAAUGUAUUCUUCUCUUCACCCCUGGAGACUGAUGUUUCUGCAAUAAAACCGAAUAAUGAGCAGAGUCAA